This is a messenger RNA of Carlito syrichta (Philippine tarsier), 3067 nucleotides long. RefSeq names its product BRF1, RNA polymerase III transcription initiation factor subunit (gene BRF1). The transcript has 18 exons. Gene Ontology annotation, cellular component: nucleus; transcription factor TFIIIB complex; transcription preinitiation complex. Bases 183 to 1868 code for a protein of 561 amino acids. Lineage: Eukaryota; Metazoa; Chordata; Mammalia; Primates; Tarsiidae. Gene Ontology annotation, biological process: transcription by RNA polymerase III; DNA-templated transcription initiation; transcription preinitiation complex assembly. Gene Ontology annotation, molecular function: TBP-class protein binding; RNA polymerase III general transcription initiation factor activity; RNA polymerase III type 3 promoter sequence-specific DNA binding. The record is from RefSeq and is a predicted model, not a curated record.
GCCAGUUCGUGUCGCUGGACGGUGCUGGCAAAACCCCAACUUUGGGUGGCGGCUUCCAUGUGAAUCUAGGAAAAGAGUCGAGAGCACAGACCCUACAGAAUGGACGGCGGCACAUCCACCACUUGGGGAACCAGCUGCAGCUGAACCAGCACUGCUUGGACACUGCCUUCAACUUUUUCAAGAUGGCCGUGAGCAAGCACCUGACACGUGGCCGCAAGAUGGCCCACGUGAUCGCCGCCUGCCUCUACCUGGUCUGCCGGACGGAAGGCACCCCACACAUGCUUCUUGACCUCAGCGACCUGCUCCAGGUGAACGUGUACGUGCUGGGCAAGACGUUUCUCCUCCUGGCAAGAGAGCUGUGCAUCAAUGCGCCGGCCAUAGACCCGUGCCUGUACAUCCCGCGCUUCGCACACCUGCUGGAGUUUGGGGACAAGAACCAUGAGGUGUCCAUGACGGCCCUGCGGCUGCUGCAGAGGAUGAAGAGGGACUGGAUGCACACCGGCCGGCGGCCCUCAGGUCUCUGUGGAGCAGCACUGCUGGUUGCGGCCAGAAUGCAUGAUUUCAGGAGGACCGUCAAAGAGGUCAUCAGUGUGGUCAAAGUUUGCGAGUCCACCCUACGAAAGAGGCUCACAGAGUUUGAAGACACCCCCACCAGUCAGCUGACCAUCGAUGAGUUCAUGAAGAUUGACCUAGAGGAGGAGUGUGAUCCCCCCUCAUACACGGCGGGCCAGAGGAAGCUACGGAUGAAGCAGCUCGAACAAGUCCUGUCAAAGAAGCUGGAGGAGGUUGAAGGUGAGAUCUCCAGUUACCAGGAUGCGAUCGAGAUUGAGCUGGAGAACAGCCGGCCAAAGGCGAAGAGGGCCCUGGCCAGCUUGAAGGAUGGCUCCAUCGAGGAUACUGCGUCUAGCCUGUGUGGCGAGGAGGACACGGAGGAUGAGGAGUUGGAGGCCGCGGCCAGUCACCUCAACAAGGACUUUUACCAGGAGCUUCUCGAUGCCGUCCCUGGUGGCUCGGAAGCAGCAGGAAGCCCUGAAGGGGGCAACCGGCCUCCAGCCCUGGAGUCCCUGCUGGGGCCCCUGCCCACAGCGGCCAGCCUGGGCAUCUCAGACUCCAUCCGCGAGUGCAUCUCCUCCCAGAGCCAUGACGCCAAAGAUGCUUCGGGGGAUGGUGAGCUGGACCUCAGCGGCAUUGACGACCUUGAGAUCGACAGGUAUAUCCUGAACGAGUCGGAAGCUCGAGUGAAGGCAGAACUAUGGAUGCGGGAGAACGCCGAGUACCUGCGGGAGCAGAGGGAGAAGGAAGCAAGGAUUGCCAAGGAGAAGGAGCUGGGCAUCUACAAGGAGCACAAGCCCAAGAAGUCAUGUAAGCGGAGGGAGCCCAUCCAGGCCAGCACAGCCGGGGAGGCCAUUGAGAAGAUGCUGGAGCAGAAGAAGAUCUCCAGCAAGAUCAACUACAGCGUGCUCCGGGACCUCAACAGCAAGGGCGCAGGUGGCCCACCACAGGAGGACGCACGGCUCGAGGAUAAGGCAGGCACCAGGAAGCUGUCACGGAGGAGGACGCCAGCCAGCAGAAGCGGGGCCGAGCCCAUGGUGGGCGUGGGGAAGAGGUUGAGGCCUCUGGUGUCUAAGCAACCAGCUAAGAAGGCCGCCGUGCGAGAGGCCCUGCCCGCAUGCUCCCCCUGCACCGGGGCCGAGCCAGCCAGGCCAGAGGCAGUCUUGGUGGAGAGUGGACCUGUGUCCUACCACGCUGAUGAGGAGGCAGACGAGGAGGACCCUGAUGAGGAGGAUGGCGAGCCCUGCGUCAGCGCCCUGCAGAUGAUGGGCAGCAGCGAUUACGGCUGUGACGGCGACGAUGAUGAAGGCUAUUGAAGUGUGGCCUUGAGGCUGGCCGUGUCCUGGUGGUGGGUGCCAAGCGGCCUCCCUGAGGAUCAGACGGGCCUCCCGGCCCACGACACACAGGCGCACGUGUCGAGACUCCUGGUGACGGGUCAGGUGCUGCCCCGCCUGUACCACAGUCCGUCCCACAGUCACACAUGACCUCCGUGGCACUUGCUGUUGGGAUCAUGCUUUGAGCAACAUAAGGAAUCCUAUCCACAAGAGAAUCGGACCACCAUCUACGAGUGUCUCAUCAGAUGUGGGCAGACCCAAGGCAGGUCCACAGCAUGGCCUGGCCUGCUAGCUGUCCAUUCAUCCAAGAACCGUUCCAGGCUGGCAUUGUCAUGUCGCUGUUACAAGGAAAUUGAGGCAUGGGGCGGCCCUGCCGCUGGUACCAGCAUGCGGAAAGCUGAGUGCUGGCCUCAAGACCCCAGUACUCACUACUGAGCUGUCCGCCCAGGAGCACCACAGCCUAACCUCCUUCCUGUCCUCCUGAGAAGCAAUUUGCACCCAGCUCCCUCUGCCGGAGCACAGUGGCCAGGAAGACUGUUGCAGGAGGUCAAGGUUGGGGCAGCUCUUCCAUGUUCGAUGGCUAUGUCAUCUGGAAAAGGUCCCCUGCCUCCCAGCCGGGCACAGGCUUUUACCUGCUCCAGUACCACGGGGUCUAUACCGGGAGCCCAAGGCUGCUGGCUGGUGACCUGGGCUCAGCCUGCUGCACUCAGCAGAUAGAGACCAGCAGCCCUGCCAUACCUGUGCACAAGACUCCUGGGUGACGCAGGCCUAACCUACGUGGUGUCCCAGCACUGGACGAACCUCACAGACAGAGCCAGAGCUGGCCGAGAGCAGAGGCACUUCCUGUCAGAGUGGGAUUUGGCUUUGCUCCAUGAGUUGCCCCAUGCCAGGCCUCUCGUGGGAAGGCCCAGGAUCCACCCGCAGGGGUCUUCAUUCAGGUGCAGUCCCUGGAUGGCCCAAGGGGAGGGCAGUGCUCCCAGCCCUGGGUGUGGCUCCACCUAUUCCCUGAGGAGCCAUGGCCUCUUAGCUGCAUACUGUCCUGAGAGCCCUUAUCUCCUGAUGGGGAACUGGGUGCAGGGCGCAGCAGAGACAGGGUCUGCAUGGCUGUGCCCCUCCCCCACCCUGUGGCCAGCCUGGACCCCAGGAUUUAGUGAAGCAGAAAGAUCUGUCACCUGCUGGAA